Molecule: messenger RNA, 2640 nt
Organism: Nymphaea colorata (pocket water lily)
Lineage: Eukaryota; Viridiplantae; Streptophyta; Magnoliopsida; Nymphaeales; Nymphaeaceae
Product: VIN3-like protein 2
Exons: 5
Coding region: 306-2276 (656 amino acids)
Biological process (GO): epigenetic regulation of gene expression; vernalization response
Molecular function (GO): protein binding
Source: RefSeq, a predicted model, not a curated record
UCUUUCAGAUGUUUCUGAAAACCCCUUCGGUCAUCCUUUCUUAAAGCUAACGACGGCAGGGACUCGCCACGAGUCUGAACGAGGGGCGUCUCCGGCCAAACGCCGUCGUCAAGUCCCUCACUCUACCGGCCGGUCGACGUCCCUCUGGCGAAAAAUACCGAAAGGUGGUGGUGGUUGGCAAAGUUGGGCGGCGCCGCUCUCUGGGGGCAUCCACCACCCUCCGCAUUCGCAUCUCUCUGUGGUCAACCACUUUCUUAGAUUGGUUCCAUGUUGUGUUGAAUGCCCGCAGGACUGGUCUUUGGUUGAUGAGAAGGGAGUUGACAGUGGAAGAAAUGGAACCAAGCAUCACAGGUAAUGCAUUUGAUCCAGCUAAAUGCAGUGAGAUGAGUCUAGAGGAGAAGAGGCAAUUCGUGUAUGAGAUCUCACAGAGUUCAGAAAGUGCACUGGACCUUCUUCAGUCUUGGACACGUCGAGAACUUCUGCAACUCAUCUGUGCGGAAAUGGGCAAGGAGAGGAAAUAUACAGGUGUAAAAAAGACUAAAAUGAUCGAACUUCUUAUCAAACUAGUUUCUGAGAAGAAGGCAGGAAACUCUACUGCUGAUCAAGUUUGUAUAUCCCCACCCUCAUCAGAUAGCAGUCCAAGGAGCUCAAAAAAGCAAAGGAAAAAGGAUCGUCCGCUACAAGUACCUGUCGAUUCAAGCCAUACAUCAAUGAUGAACUAUAAGCCAGAAAAUGUUGAUGUGGUUCUAUGUCAGAACUUAGUAUGCAAAGCUAAUAUGAAGCCAGAUGAUGCUUUCUGUAAGAGGUGUUCGUGCUGCAUUUGUUACCGUUAUGAUGACAACAAGGAUCCUAGUCUUUGGUUAGUUUGUGGUUCUGAUACUCCUAAUCAGGAGGAUUCUUGUGGAAUGUCGUACCAUCUUGAAUGUGUUUUCAAGCAUGACAAAGCAGGUCUAUCUAAGAAUGGACGGCAGCCCAGACUGGAUGGCGGUUUUUAUUGUGUAUCAUGUGGUAAAGUGAAUGGUCUCCUCAGAUGUUGGCGGAAACAGAUACUAAUUGCAAAGGAUGCUAGAAGAGUAGAUGCACUCUGUUACCGGAUAGCGUUAUGCCAAAAAAUUCUGAAAGGAACUAAGAGAUACAGGGGACUUAAUGAAAUUGUUAAUGUGGCUGCAAAGAAACUGAAGGAAGAGGUCGGUCCUCUGCACCAGGUAUCUUUGAAAAUGGCCCGUGGUAUAGUAAAUAGACUCUCAUGUGGUGCUGAAGUUCAAAAGCUCUGCUCUUUCGCAAUAGAAGCUGUUGAUUGCAUGCUGCAAGCACAUUUGGAUCGACCAGUCAUUUAUCCAACUUUCCCAGAAAGAACUACUACCACUGCUUUCCUUGUCCGCUUUGAAGACAUCUCACCAACAAGAAUCAUGGUGAUAUUAGAACUUGAGGACAAGACAUCAUCGGUUGAUAUCACUGGUUGCAAAUUGUGGUAUCGGAGCGCUGCUCUUGCAAGUUAUCCAGAAGAACCCAUGUGUAUUUUCCUGCAUGGUGAAGCCAAAUUUUUGGUCUCUGACCUAGAUCCUUCAACUGAAUAUGUUUUCAAGGUCGCUCCUUUCCGUGAUUCUACAGAGCUUGGAGAAUUGGAAGCUAGGUGGGUAACUACAGAAAUCUCAAGCGUUCACAAAAAUACAUCGACCAGCCAUGGCACUGACAUUGAUAAAGUAAACUGUGGUUCCACUCUAGAAGAGGAAAUCGUGAACGGUGAGCAUGCUUCCCUCAUCCAGGCAGAAUCACAGAGGGACUCCAAUUCCAGUGAAGACAACCAAGCCUCCAAAGUUCCUAAGACAGGCCAUGGGACGCACUCGAAGAUUCACUCUUCAUAUGAAGUCAGUGACAAAAAUGGAUGUGAUAUGCCCUUGGCGAUGGAGAUUGUGCCUCUCACUUGCUCAAAUGCGAUGGCAAUCACAGACACUCCAUGCAAGCCAGACACCACCAAAGAACCGCCAAAAUCUAACAAGCAAGUUACAGAAGGACAGUAUGAGCAUUGUGUCAAGGUGGUCAGGUGGCUGGAAUGUGAAGGGCAUAUGGAUAAGGAGUUCCGAGUGAAGUUCUUGACAUGGUUCAGCCUGAAAGCUACUAUGCAGGAGAGGAGGGUGGUCAGUGUUUUUGUAGAUACACUGAUUGAUGAUCCGGCUAGCUUGGCCGGGCAACUAAUCGACGCAUUCUCGGAUAGAAUUUGCAGCAAAAGCCCACCAGUUGCUCGACCUGGAUUCUGUGCCCGACUUUGGCAUUGACCACACCUUUGUGUUCCACAUAAGUUGGCAAAUAAGUGCCGCCUCUGCCAGGUUCACAGAGCGUCAUACAUCAACAGCCGGAAGUUCGCCUGCGUCCAACCUUGAUGGCUUGGGAUUGAUGCCAUUUCUUCUUCUUACGGAAAUGCAUUUAUUGUUUAUUGUUGUUUGCUUGAUGACUUCUGUAUUUGGUCUUAGGCCUCUCUUUCAUUUUUCUGGGGGAAAAAAAUGCUAAGCCCGGUUACUGUAGAUAUAGACACAGGCUGUUGCUCAGGCCAAGGAUAUAGUGCUACGACCUGAGCGGGAACCUUUGUACUAUAUGUACAACCAUUGAGCUCGAACACUAAUUUUAUAAAGUUUAACUGAA